This is a messenger RNA of Malassezia sympodialis ATCC 42132, 957 nucleotides long. It is a transcript of the gene RDI1, whose product is annotated as Rdi1p. Gene Ontology annotation, molecular function: protein binding; Rho GDP-dissociation inhibitor activity. The record is from RefSeq and is a predicted model, not a curated record. Lineage: Eukaryota; Fungi; Basidiomycota; Malasseziomycetes; Malasseziales; Malasseziaceae. Gene Ontology annotation, biological process: Rho protein signal transduction. Gene Ontology annotation, cellular component: membrane; cytosol; cytoplasm.
AUGGCCAGCGAAACCCCUCCCAACGUGUCGGACAACUUGGACCCUACUCCGACGGCCGGCUACAAGCCUGGCGAGAAAAAGUCGAUCCAAGAGUAUGCUAUGCUCGACGCGCAAGACGAAAGCCUGCGCCACUGGAAAGAGAGUCUCGGUAUUACCAGCGAAGCAGCUGGUGCGCUUAAUCCUAAUGCGCCCAAGCUCACAAUUCACUUGCUCAUGCUCGAGAGCCCACAGCUACCCGGCGGAAGCGUCGGCAUCGAGCUCGACAAGCCCGGGCAACUCGAGGAGUUGGCCAAAUCGCCGCUUCAGAUCACAGAGGGCAUUGAGUACUCUGUGGUAAUCAAGUUCUCCGUCGGUCGUGAGGUACUUUCGGGCCUCAAGUACCUACAGGUCGUCAAGCGCGCGGGUGUGCCGGUGGACCGCAUGGAGGAAAUGAUCGGCUCCUAUCCCCCGCGUGCCGAGCCCUAUGAGAAGCGGUUUGCCCCUAGUAUCGCGCCUAGUGGCUUCCUGGCCCGCAGCGGCACCAACUCGGUGCGCACCCGUAUUGUGGACGACGAUGGCUCAGUCUUUGCCGACUUUAACUGGGCAUUCAAGCUAGUUAAGGCAUAUAUGUUUGCCACGGUUGCUCGGCAGUCGAGUGCGUCUAUGGCGUUCAGCGCGCUGCACAAGCAGUAUGUCACGAACCUGUACCGCCGCUUUUUGCGAAACUCUCUCAACUGGCGUAUUCGCCGGGACACAUGGCGCGCGGAUGCUGCCCAUAUUCGUGCUCAGUUCGAAUUCAACCGUAACGUGAGGAACCCUCGCGAAUUGGCCACGAUCUUUAACAAGGCGGAGGAGCAGCUGGCGAGCCGCAUACACCCUGACCCAUACAGGCAACUAACAGACAGGGAGCGGAACUUGCCUCCCCGCAUGUUCACGGACGAGGAGAAGGCCGAGUCUCUGAAAGACCAGAACGUGUAA